Molecule: messenger RNA, 808 nt
Organism: Lycium barbarum (goji berry)
Lineage: Eukaryota; Viridiplantae; Streptophyta; Magnoliopsida; Solanales; Solanaceae
Product: histone H4
Exons: 2
Coding region: 169-480 (103 amino acids)
Biological process (GO): nucleosome assembly
Cellular component (GO): nucleosome
Molecular function (GO): protein heterodimerization activity; structural constituent of chromatin; DNA binding
Source: RefSeq, a predicted model, not a curated record
GGUAGUAAAUGCUUCUCCUAACAAUCACACGGAUCGAAGUAGACAGAACCACCAUGUAUAAAUAAAACCCCAACCCCAAUUCCCAUCUCACUUGUCUCAUCAUCAUAUCAUUUCUCUUCUUCUAGUUUCAGAGCUCACAAAUUUCAGAAAAAUCAAAGUAGAUUGAAAAUGUCGGGUCGUGGAAAGGGAGGCAAGGGAUUGGGCAAAGGAGGAGCCAAGAGGCACAGAAAGGUGCUUAGAGAUAACAUCCAGGGCAUCACAAAGCCAGCAAUUCGUCGAUUGGCACGUAGGGGUGGUGUGAAGCGUAUAUCAGGUCUGAUUUACGAGGAGACACGUGGAGUCCUCAAGAUCUUUCUAGAGAAUGUGAUUCGUGAUGCAGUUACAUACACUGAGCACGCUAGAAGAAAGACUGUUACUGCUAUGGAUGUUGUUUAUGCUCUUAAGAGACAGGGCAGGACUCUCUAUGGUUUUGGUGGUUAAGUGUUUGCUCUGCAAAAGUCUUGCUGUCAAGAAUUUAAGUAUUACUAUAAUGGUGUCAAGGAGUUGUUUUGUGGGUUGGUGUAAUUAGGGUCAUUUAGUAGUAGUUGUUUCGUAAGAUAAACAUUUCUCAGUUUAUCUAGAACUAGAAUAUGCUCAACUGAAAAUUUAUUUCGACAGAAGGAUUCAAGUUUUAAUUCUAUAUUAGUAACUACGUGGGUAACUAUUUACACUUCUUUUAGUAUUAUGACCAUAUGUUCCAAUAUGUUUGGAUGGAGGUGCUAAGAGGUGCAUCUUAAUUUUAUGUGAAUCCUUGUGUAUUUCCCUCUAA